ACGCUGACAGCUCGGUUGGAAGCUUACAGGCCCUCAGAUUCUCCAGUUCUCUGCAUCCAGCAUCCAACAAGUUGCUCCCUUUAGGAAAACUACUUCACUGCGCGCUGUUGCGCUUCAGUCCUUUUCGUGCGUCUGGUUCUUUUUAACCAUCUUAAAGCGCGUUUUAUUCUUUUUUCAAGACCUUCAAACACUUCAUCUCAAACGGAUCACCAUUUUUAUUUGAUGGAAUCGAACUAUUUGAGAAUUAAACUCGUCGUGUCGUUGUGCGUAAAAGUGUGGCGCACGCCAAUAUGAACAUAUGUUUCUGGGACAAAAGAGGGGGAAAAAAAUACACACCGAAGAUGUCAAGAUUGCUUUGCCACCCACUCGAAAUCGAUUGUAUUACCUUCAAGAAGGUGGCACUUGGUAUAAAUAGCUACGCAAUUUUUCAAGAAAGACGGCGUUGAGCACAUUCUGCAGGGUGCUCUUUCUCUCUCUUAUCGGAACCGCAGACUACGCCUGGAAGAUUUUGCUUAAGACAACUGUGUCCACUCUCCAGGACAUAAGGAUCUCUUCAUCCGACAGUCAAGCCAUGCAUGGGGAGAGGAAAUGGCACAUACUGUUGACCAUCUCCUUUCUGCUCAUCACCUCGGGUCAGUGUAUGGACAGCAAAGAGGCCAAGCAGAAUGAGAGAAGGACCCUAUUGGAUCUAAUUUUACAGGUUAUUAAGGACAGCCAGCAGCGGGACAAGCCCAUGUCAAGGCGUUGUGGUGGUGGACUCCACACCUCAGCACAAGACUUGAAGUCCUCCUCCCGGGAAAAGCCUUUGUAUGUCCCUAGGCUGGAUAACAGUAGACUCAUAGAUAUUGUUCCAAGAGAUGCACACCUGAAGGACAAAUUCAUUCAGCAUUUUGGAGCAGGACAUGUCAAGUUCUCGUCAGAGUGUAAAACACACUUCCACAGACUUUACCACACCACAAGGGAUUGCUCCAGACCAGCAUAUUACAAAAGGUGUGCAAGAUUGCUAACAAGAUUAGCAAUGAGUCCACUCUGCAUGCAGUCAUAGGUUUUGUAUGUCCCCAUAUAACGGAAGAGGGAUCAAUGUGUCGCCAAGGAAGUGCCUUCAAAUCCACAGCAGACAUGAGAGCAGUUUUUUGUGUGUGUGUGUUUAUAGUGUCUAUAUUUUUGUUGUUCUCUGUGUCAUAACCUAAAAUGAAAAUAGACAUUUUUUUUUAUGAAAUGCACCAUGUAUUUGUAAGCAGAUAAUUUAAUAUCUAAUGCAUCUAUUUAUUGAAAAGAUAUAUAUGUACUGUGAUGAUUUAACAGUCAUUAAAAUAUGAUUAUUUUGGUUAUAAGAGUUGUGAGUGAUGGAGAGAAAACGUAUUUCCUUUAUUUUCUAUAUAAAUUCUACUUUUGCUAUUUUGAUGACAUUAUAAUCCAUCCGUCUUCAUCACAUUUUAUUUGGCACUUGAGUGAUUGUUGACAAU
Cyprinodon variegatus (sheepshead minnow) is the source of this 1466-nucleotide messenger RNA. It is a transcript of the gene alkal1, whose product is annotated as protein FAM150-like. The coding region runs from base 572 to 1045 and encodes 157 amino acids. Gene Ontology annotation, biological process: positive regulation of ERK1 and ERK2 cascade; positive regulation of ERK5 cascade. The transcript has 6 exons. NCBI's taxonomy places the organism in Eukaryota, Metazoa, Chordata, Actinopteri, Cyprinodontiformes, Cyprinodontidae. The record is from RefSeq and is a predicted model, not a curated record. Gene Ontology annotation, molecular function: receptor tyrosine kinase binding; receptor signaling protein tyrosine kinase activator activity.